CUGCGCAACUACACAACCUGUCAUUUCCGUUUGAGGAAUGUUGGUUAGUGAUGGUUUGGCGUUGACUAGGCCUAGUAUGUAAACCACGUCCAAAAUCAUUAAGAUUUUUAUUUUAAUCGUUGGGGAAUUGGCUUCUCUUUAGCGGAUAAUUAAAACGGAAUAUAUCGAGUAGCUUAUCAGCGGACAAACCCCCUUUUUCAACAUGCCGGAACGAGAGACUGAGCUCUACUCCAACCCCCUCGCCCCGGAUAACCAUGAGGUGGAAGAUCACCGAUCAGCGCUACAAUCUAAGCUGACCAAUGAGGACUUCAGGAAGCUUUUAAUGACCCCUCGGGCUACUCCUUCGUCCGCUCCCCCGUCGAAAUCCAGACACCAUGAGAUGCCGAGGGAGUAUAACGAGGAUGAAGACCCGGCAGCCCGGAGGCGGAAAAAGAAAAGCUACUACGCCAAGCUGCGGCAGCAAGAGCUGGAACGCGAGCGGGAGCUGGCUGAGAAGUACCGUGACCGUGCGCGUGAGCGUCGUGAUGGCGUCAACAAGGACUACGAGGAGACGGAGCUCAUCAGCACCACGGCCAACUACAGGGCGGUGGGGCCGACGGCCGAGGCGGAUAAAUCGGCGGCGGAGAAGAGGCGGCAGUUGAUCCAGGAGUCCAAGUUCUUGGGUGGUGACAUGGAGCACACUCACUUGGUGAAAGGGUUGGAUUUCGCCCUGCUGCAGAAGGUGAGAGCCGAAAUCACCAGCAAAGAGAAAGAGGAGGAGGACAUGAUGGAGAAGGCGCAGAAGGAAGUGAAGAAAGAUGAAGAUCCAGAACAGAAAAUUGAGUUUAAGACUCGUCUGGGGAGGAACAUCUACCGCAUCCUGUUUAAGGGCCGUCAGAUGGAGCGUAACGAGCUCUUCCUGCCGGGCCGCAUGGCCUACGUGGUCGACCUGGAGGACGAGUAUGCGGACACAGACAUCCCCACCACGCUCAUCCGCAGCAAGGCCGACUGCCCCACCAUGGAGGCCCAAACCACUCUCACCACCAACGACAUCGUCAUCAGCAAGCUGACCCAGAUCCUGUCCUACCUGCGGCAAGGAACGCGCAACAAGAAGAUGAAGAAGAAGGAGAAAGGAAAGCUGGAUGAGAAAAAAGCUCCGGAGGCAGAUAUAAGCAUAUUCGACGACAUCGGCGAUUACAUCCCGUCUUCGUCGAAGAAUAACCGUGACCGGGAGAAGGAGCGGUACCGCGAGAAGGAGCGGGACAGGGAGCGGGACCGGGAGCGGGAGCGGGAGCGGGAGCGGGACAGGGACCGCGAGGAGGAGAAAAGGAGGCACAGCUACUUUGAGAAGCCCAGGGCCGAUGAGGAGGCUCUGGAGAUCGAGAAAGGGCCCGGAUCGGUGAAGGACCAGAUCAAGCUGAUCAACGAGAAGUUUGCUGGUGCCGCGGCCAGCCAGUGGCAAGUCCAGGAGAAUGCCCCGUCCCGUCGCGAGGAGAAGAAGCACGUCGGGGAUUUCUUUGGGAUGUCCAACAGCUACGCUGAGUGCUACCCGGCCACGAUGGACGACCUUGCAGUAGACAGCGAUGAGGAAGUGGACUACAGCAAAAUGGACCAGGGUAACAAGAAGGGCCCCCUUGGUCGCUGGGAUUUCGACACCCAAGAGGAAUACAGCGACUACAUGAAUAACAAGGAGGCUCUGCCCAAGGCUGCAUUCCAGUACGGAAUUAAGAUGUCAGAGGGAAGAAAGACCCGUCGAUUUAAGGAGACCAAUGAGAAAGCUGAGCUGGACAGGCAGUGGAAGAAGAUCAGUGCGAUCAUUGAAAAAAGGAAGAAGAUGGAAGCUGAUGGGGUUGAAGUGAAGAGGCCUAAGUACUGAAGGAUGAUGUGAAUUUUCACGCAGCUUUAUAUAACAAUUGCUUCCAUGCCAGUAAAAAUGAUUUGCAAUUUGAUGCCUUGUAUGAUAGCAUUCUGUGCAUCUCCGGAGGACUGUGUGAUCUCAGUUUUAUAAUUAUAAGAGAAAUGUUAGUGUAUCAGGAUAGACCGUGUUUUACAGCCUUGUACAUAAGUUAUAUUCUGGCAAUUGUUGGUUGUGGGAAAUCCAAUAAAUUGAGAGAUGUGCCCA
Brienomyrus brachyistius is the source of this 2101-nucleotide messenger RNA. It is a transcript of the gene ik, whose product is annotated as IK cytokine. Gene Ontology annotation, biological process: mRNA splicing, via spliceosome. Bases 203 to 1855 code for a protein of 550 amino acids. Lineage: Eukaryota; Metazoa; Chordata; Actinopteri; Osteoglossiformes; Mormyridae. Gene Ontology annotation, cellular component: nucleus. The transcript has 20 exons. The record is from RefSeq and is a predicted model, not a curated record.